Plutella xylostella (diamondback moth) is the source of this 1719-nucleotide messenger RNA. Its product is annotated as venom carboxylesterase-6. Lineage: Eukaryota; Metazoa; Arthropoda; Insecta; Lepidoptera; Plutellidae. The record is from RefSeq and is a predicted model, not a curated record.
AAGUGUUAAAGAGCAAUGAAUGUUUUCAUCUUUUUAUUAAUUUUGUUAGAUUUACAGUCAAUAAGUGGUUUGUUUAAUCCUGGCCAAGUGCUUGAAAUACCGCAGGGGAAGUUGAGGGGCUUGGAGAACCGACGACGGGAUUAUGUGAAAUACCUGAGCAUUCCGUAUGCUACUUUUGUAGGAAGAUAUCAGAACCCCGGUCCCCCACCGCUAUGGGACGGCAUCUUCAACGCCACACGGGGCAAUGUGUUCUGCGCGCAACUUCACAAGACAAUGGUGCCCAUCGGGGACGAAGACUGCCUCACUCUCAACAUUUACUCCCCGGGACAGAUCAGCUACAAGAAACUCCUGCCCGUCAUUGUCUACAUCCACGGAGGUGGGUUCAUGAGCGGGAGUAGCAACGAGCUUAUCUACAACCCUGAGCCUAUCGUGAGGAAAAACGUUAUCGUGGUGGUCAUUAACUAUAGAGUAGGUGCGUUCGGGUUUCUCUGCCUCAAAGUAAAAGGCGCGCCUGGAAAUGCCGGAUUGAAGGACCAAGUGGCAGCUCUACAAUGGGUCAACAAGAAUAUUCAGACCUUCGGCGGUGACCCACAGUCGGUGACCAUCGUAGGCGCGAGUGCCGGUGGAGCUUCCGUCAACUAUCUGAUGAUGUCGCGAGAAGCGCGCGACUUAUUCCACAGAGCUAUUAUUGAGAGUGGCACAGCUUUCUCUCCUUUCGGCUUCGCCCAAGAUCCUAUUGAAAGGGCCGCGAUGGUAGCUUCUAAACUGGGCUACAACACAAAAAAUCCAUUCGAGCUCCUCAACAUCUUCACCAACGCCAGUAAAGCGGACAUCAUCAACGCCAGCAUCAUUGAGGGUACAGUGGACCCCAUGAAGCGAUACAUAUUCCGACCAUGUGUGGAAAAACAAAUACUGGGAGGGUACCCGUUCAUCACGAAGACCCCAAAACAAAUAAUGGAGUCUGGAGACUACAACAAGGUCCCGGUCAUCGUCGGAUACAACGAUAAAGAGGGCAUCAUGGACGAGUCACUGCUAGACGACAACCUUUACCAAGAACUUGAGGAGCAUUUGGACGACACCCUGCCCGAUAAUAUGGUAUUCACUGGCUACGAUCAGAAGUCUUCAUUGUUGAAAGAUUUGCGAGACUUUUAUUUCCAAGACAACGCUUUGGACAAAAGUAUGGCCGACGGUGUAAUAGAUUAUUUCUCUGAUGCAUUCUACAUGUACCCAGCGGUUGUGCUGACUCGGUAUUUGUUGCGGGAUAACAAGCAUCCAGUCUUCAACUACUACUUCCAAUACAGUUCACGGAGGAAUAUAAUCAAGAUCAUGAAUGGUUCAGGGGACAAGAAGGGCGCUUCGCACGGGGAUGAGGUGUUCUACAUGUUUGAGCCGAUUGGCCUAUUUGCUUUACCCAAGAGCAAGAAGGAUGCGGUUUUAAUCAACAGAAUGACCACAAUGUGGACCAACUUUGCUAGAACUGGAGACCCGACAUCAAUACGGUCAUCAGUGCUGCCAUUGAAAUGGUCUGCCAGCGACAACCAGACGCUACGCUUCCUCAUCAUCGAUGAAACCCUUCAGAUGGACACGCUGCCCAACCCUGAUAGAAUAGAGUUUUGGCAAACUAAAUACAGUAAUUAUGGCAUUAUUACACAACCAAGGAACAAGUAGUUAUUGCUUAGGUUUUAUCCAUACUUUAGUAGAUUCUAAAGGCCCGAAAUU